Marchantia polymorpha subsp. ruderalis is the source of this 3698-nucleotide messenger RNA. The record is from the annotation of a GenBank genome assembly. NCBI's taxonomy places the organism in Eukaryota, Viridiplantae, Streptophyta, Marchantiopsida, Marchantiales, Marchantiaceae.
ACGGCUUCCACUUGGGAUUCUGAGCUUGCUUGGGAUGGGAUGGGAUGGUAUCGUAUGGUAUCUACCGAGUAUUCCGAAACACGGAUCGAGGCAUCUCUGCGGGAUACGUAAUGGUAUUGAGUGGAGAGGCGAGCGGCCGAGCUCCUAGAACAGCACCGAGAACAUGUAGCUACAGCGCAAUCCUUGUCGUUAGCAAGGGCGCACUCACAACUUCUGCACGACUGUGGAACAGGUCCGCGCUGUGCUUGUUACACCAGAGGGAUCAUGACAGACUCGAAGGCAGGCCAAUGUGGAAAAUACCAGUGCUGCAUGCCGACUUGUCGGCCCAGCUCAAUUGAUCAGAAUCAGUAUCAGUCUGGGACGUGCUUCGAAACAAGAGAAUGGAACCUGUUGGGAUAUGCUUGUGGCAAAUCGUUCCUCCCGGCGAACGAGCCGAGGCGGCCUUUCGCAAGGCGGGCAGUGGUGACUACAGGCGAAGGGCGGGCACCUGGAGGGGGAUGGAUCCUGUGUAGAACUGUGCAGAGGACAUCUCACACUCGGGUCAAAGUACGAGCGGGUAACUACUUCGGGCUUCCUGAAACCUCCGCCAAACAAGUGACGAAUCGUCCACGUGCAAAGUACGAUUCGCCACUGGCGAGAAUGUACGCUUUCACGCACACUCGAUUGAUUCUCCUGUGGCGCUGAUGCAGUGUCAGAUGUCCAACUCACCACUCGCGACCUUCUGCUGCUGCUCAGUCCUCGAUGGUGAACGAAAGGACAACGUUGGUGCUGCUUUCUGGCUGGAUGGACAGAGCCCGAGCUGCUAAUUUAGCAACCUUCGUAAAGGGGAUAAGCGAACGACAAACAAAGAUCGUGAUCGCAUCAGUCGACAGAUGGAGGGGCUUGACAUCUGGUGGAUUCUAUUAACUCGAGUGACGGUGGGUGUUUGCAGCUCAUCAGAGCUCCUUGGGCUGUGCGCGAGUCGGGAGAUUAUCCACAGGCCUCGUGGAAAAUUAGAACUCGUGGAGCUGAAACUUCUCGUCCUGAAAAUGGUGCUGCUUAUCAAACAAACCUUUUCUUGUUAAGAACUUUGCUGCAAGUUCGUUGAUUCUGAAAGGCUGGAUAAAGGUGGUCGCUACAUGACGGAAACAAGGUCUGGUGAUCACCGCCGAGGUUUCGUUUCUUUCCGCCAUGGAGCUCGAUGAGUCCGUAGCCUGCGUGGUGAAGAAAGUGUUCCAUCUCUGGAGACGCCUCACGACAAUGUGGGGGCAAAGGGCGUGAGCAUUUCGUUUGUCCCACGCGGAUCAGAUCAGGCUCGGACCCUGGGAGGGUCCUCGUCCCACGGUUAUCGGGUCUGAGCCUCUGAGCCUCUGAGCCUCUGAGCUUCUGAGGAUUGGGGCCGGCGGUGAAAGGCUUUGGACGUGUCAAACUCCAUUUCCAGGGCCCGUCCAUGCCCGAUCCAUCCAUGGCCGCCCUGGGAGCUGUGAAAGCACAAUCUUUUGACCGGAUCGGACGGAACAGCAAACGAAAGAUGAGAGAGAGCCGAGAGCCAGUCCGCUGGCAAGCCACUGAAGAUCAUCAUAGUACAAAUCUGCCUCUGUACAUACACACAGUACAUACAACAUGUCGCAACAAGGAACAAGGACGAGGCAGAGAAGACACGAGGCCCCACAUGCGAGGGCAGAGCAGAGCAGAGCCGCAAGAACCAAGAACUUUCUCACUGCAGGGGACGGGACGGGACGGGGCGGCAAAGGCAGGCAUGUGCAGGAAGCGAGAGUUCAGAUGGGGAGUAAGGCUGGCAAGAGGUGUAAAAUGUCUGGAGGCCGGAAGAAUGAGGGUGCAUGUAAGCUAGAGGAUGUCCGAAGGACCGAGUUACGGAGGUUGUUACGUCGCCAGAGCAUGAACGAGAGAGGAAAUAUGCCCGUCUCGCAGCUGGCACCUGCGCCUACCGCAUCCACAAUUGGCAACGAUAGAGUCCAAGCGCAAAUGUCGGCCGAUUGGACGGCUGUGCCCACCCCCACCCUCUUCCUCUUCCUCUUCCUCUUUGCGGUCAUGGAUGGCGGCGUCCACUGGCCAAUCCAGGUAACAUGGAGGUUCCUUCCUCUUGUGUCUCUCUUGUCACUUCCGCCGGCUUCGAAGCAUUAUUACCUCCCUGACCUUUGUCUACUCCAAGCACGCAGCGCUACCUUUAGGUUGGUUGUUUCUAUCAUGACACUCCCUAGAGCUGUGGUGUUACUCGAGUGCCAACAAACUGUCGAAAUUCGUCUGCGCCGAAGGGGCGUAAGCCCAACUUCACUUUUCACAAAGCAGUCUGCACUGUGGAGAGUUGUAAGCUUUUUAGAGAUGGGCCUGCGAAUUAUUGGCAGGGUGAUCUUCUUCCUGAUAAACUUGGGGAUGCGAACCUUGUUAUCUGAUUCCGGCACCCAAGGAAAAGGAGAUACAAUGCAUCACAUGGGUGAAACAGAUGGCCCUAUGUAGGCUUUGCACUGAGUCCCUGCUCGCUGUCUGAGCAGCAGCUAACGAGUGGAGAGAGAGAGAGAUAGAGAGACAGACGCUUCCUUGAGCAGACGAUGCCCCUAGGCCCAUGUCCAGCCCUGUCUACAACGGAUGCGGUAUCGCUCGUGCCUCUGAAGAUUUGGAUGUGGACGUAGUUCAACGUCCAAGCUCCCAGUCAGACGAAUCAAAGCAUCGACUGGGUGCAUGUGGAUUCUCAGAUGCAAAGGGGUUUUCUGUCCUGGAUCGUUUUACGACGUCGGCCAUUUGGAAGUUGUGAUGCUCUUGCUGUCGAUUACUCAGCCCCUGCUUUGCGACCACCAUCCCCCCACGGGCUCUGCUGCUGCUGCUACUACUACUACAGCGCACAGGUACUAAUGAAGAUGGCACUCAUCCAUAGAAUGCCUCGAACUCCUCAAACUCUCUCACUACUGUUCUCAGUGAGCUGCAGCGGUUCGUGAAACUAUACUGGCCUCAAGGUUCUAUUAUCCUAUAACGAUGAAUGAAUAUCUUUAUCCUGACUCUUAAGGUCCGGUCCCACCUGCAAUCUGAAAAGAACCGAAAUUUGGGCUCUGGUACUGCGGAUUCAUUAGCUGGAGACACAACGAAAUUCGCCCAAAAUGGUGUCCCGUCCGUGUACCCGCCUGGGAAAAUCUUGGAUCGAUGCCCCCGUGGAUCUCAGUACUUGUGCCUACCAGCAUUACAUCAGUACUGGGAUAUUGGGUUCUGGUACAACAAAUCCCCUGUCUGGACAAACAGCCGCAAAUGCGAUUCUUGUGCGAUGUUACCGUUCUUCGAGAAGUCGUCCUUUCCUCAACUUCAGGGCUCAAAGUAUUCAUGACAUCCAACAAACUGUAUAAUACUUACGAAGGGUGUUCUGUCAUAUGGUUUGUUCUUACGGUGCAUGAAUUUUAUCCCGGCUGUGUUCAUUCUCUCCAAACACUCAGUCCAGGAUUUCAUCAGAUUCCGCUCGUGUAUGGCCUUUAUUUCUGACCCUCGAGCCCUGGCUGACACUUUUGCACAAAGUUACUGUCGACAUCAGAGUCUCCUCUCUCAUCUGCUUGUUUUGGAAUCAUCUGAAAAAUCAGACACCGAGCUGCCAAGCCUCUUUUCCACUCGAACGCAGCGAUGUGCAGACAGACAGAGCUGUGCUGCAGCGACACCUCUUGUGCCUCUGAAUCAGACUGGUCGGCACGCUACGCAAGGAGGGCCCAACUGAAGCGCAG